Messenger RNA from Closterium sp. Naga37s-1, 714 nucleotides. The record is from the annotation of a GenBank genome assembly. NCBI's taxonomy places the organism in Eukaryota, Viridiplantae, Streptophyta, Zygnematophyceae, Desmidiales, Closteriaceae.
AUGGCGGCGGUUCGCUCGCUUAUCUCCUCCCUCAGGCUCACUCCCGCUCCAGUUGUACCACUCAAAUCAUCAGCCUCCUCCCUCGUCCGCGACGAGUCGAGUUUCUUCAACCUGAACUUGAAUCUCUCCGCAUCAUGCGCUUCAGCUAAGGGCCCUCGACGAGUCGCACCUCCUUCUGCUGCAGCGACUCCCGUCACGGCUGCUGCCGCAGCACCCACAGCGGAGGACGCGCCGUCAGUCGCGGCGUCAGGAACGGAAGGGACGCCGCGCCGCCGCCUGAAGGUUAUGGAGGCGCUGGAGGGCGGCGCGGUGUUGGAGGACGAGGACCUGACUGCUGCGGAGGACGCGCUCGAAGACGCGUUUCUCAAGGCUGAUCAACGGCUCCUACAGGGGCUUGGUGGUGGCGGUGCGGUGUUGGAGGACGAGGACCUGACGGCUGCGGAGGACGCGCGUUUCUCAAGGCUGAUCAACGGCUGCUGCGGUGGCGGUGCGGUGUUGGAGGACGAGGAGCUGACGGCCGCGGAAACGCGCGAGGAUGCUUUUCUUAAAGCCGACCAGCGCCUGCUGCAGUGGCUGGAGGAGCACAGUUCUGAGCCUGAGUCGGGGUCGACGGGUACAGAGGCGUUUGUGUGUCACUUUUCAGUCGAAUCUCCCGCCGCCGAUUCCCCCGCCUCUCGCAACCCAACACCCCAGGCUGGAGGAGCACAGUUCUGA